This is a messenger RNA of Calypte anna (Anna's hummingbird), 718 nucleotides long. RefSeq names its product copper metabolism domain containing 1 (gene COMMD1). Lineage: Eukaryota; Metazoa; Chordata; Aves; Apodiformes; Trochilidae. The record is from RefSeq and is a predicted model, not a curated record. The transcript is spliced from 4 exons. Gene Ontology annotation, cellular component: endosome. The coding region runs from base 33 to 542 and encodes 169 amino acids. Gene Ontology annotation, biological process: negative regulation of sodium ion transmembrane transport; negative regulation of protein localization to cell surface; regulation of proteasomal ubiquitin-dependent protein catabolic process.
CCCUCCCUCCUCCCCAUCACCACCGCUUCGCUAUGGCGGCUCCGGAGCAGCAGCCGCCGCCACCCGAGGGUUCCAAGCUGCUGAGCGGGCUUCUCAGCGGCAUCGCGCAGACAACCUACUACGGCAAUGCGGACAUCACGGAAGAGCUGCUGCGCGGGCAGCUCUACCCUGAGGCGGCGCCGGAGGAGUUCCGCGCCCUGCGCGCCAAGAUGGGCGGCCUCCUCCAGUCAAUUGCUUCAGCGGAUAUGGAUUUGAAUCAGCUGGAGGCUUUUCUCACUGCCCAGACCAAAAAACAAGGUGGCAUCACAUCCGACCAAGCUGCAGUCAUUGCAAAAUUUUGGAAGAACCACCGAGUAAAAAUCCACGAGAGCCUGAUCAGCCAAAGCCGUUGGGAUAAUGUCUUGAAAAACAUGAACUGGCGAGUGGAUCUAAAGUCACAGUCAAGACACGUUGAUCAGAUAAACACUCCUGUUGCAAUAGUUGAAAUGGAACUGGGAAGAAAUGGGAAGGUUGGUCCAUGUGAGAGAGUGAUAACUGUUUAGAUACCAUCCAGUCCACAUCAGAGAGAUUUAGCUGCUUUACAGGAAUCGGAGUUUCUCUGUCUGGAGUUUGAUGAGGCCAAGGUGAGCCAGAUGCUGAAGAAACUCUCGGAAAUAGAGGAGAGCAUGACUGUGUUGACUCAAACCACCUAACAAAAUAAAAAGAUUGCAACUCAGAA